UCCAUAGCUCUUCUUUAUGGGAAACGCAUCUCAUCUAAUGUUUAUCAACAUGGAGGCUCGGUUGGCAGAGUAUAGGGCUACGAAGGCAAAAGCUAAACAGAGCGAACAGUCACCUUUACAGUUAUUUAAAUUGUUUGUUCUGAAAUUUUUUAAGCCUAAAAAAACACAACAAGAUGAGCAAAUAAAAGAGAACAUACUCAAUGAAAAAGAUGUCAUAAUUACUCACAGAAAGAACUUUUCACAGUCAACAAUAGCUAAAGAAGAAACUAAUAGUGACCCAAUAGAUGGAACAGCAAUUAGCCAGCUGAAGCAAAAUAGAACAACUUUAGAUUGGAUAAUACUAGCAUCUAAAUUUUUAUUGUGGCUGGUACUGUGGGCUUUAUUCAUUGAGCUCCAGUUUGGUGCUGUUUUUUUUACAAUAUCUCUCAUCAUUUUUAUAUACUUCAAUACAAGGACAGGUCCCAAAGACAACAAGUUGAGUGCAUAUUCUGUUUUUAACAAAGAAUGUGAAAGAAUUCAUGGCACCUUGACAGCUGAACAGUUACAGAGGAAUAUCUUUAGUGUGCCUGGGCUCCCAGGGUAAAUAUUGUCAGACUCUGUCAAGAUAUACAUUGAUUUCUGGACUUAAAAUUUAUGAAUUUCAUUCAUCUGCUUUGUUGAUUACUCUAAUAUGGAGUCUAUAGACUCAUGUUGGCUGUGUUAUGGAAAGUUUUUUUAAACAAAAUAAUUUUGAUUGCUUAGAAACUCAUUGGUUGAGGGUUAGAACUUUGAAAGUAUAACUUAUACCAUCAAUGUCAAAAUGUGUUAUUUCUGCUCAUGCUUGUUUUAUAUGUUUCGGAUGUUCCUUCAGAGUUGAAGAUGAUUUACUUCCUAGUCCAAACCUCCCACAGGACGGCAGGGUUUGAACCCGGGACCAUUGAUAAAUCUGAACAACAGUCCAGCGUGCAUACUGCACAAUCAGGCAGCCAUACUAUACAUGAUAUAUUUUAUCCACACAACUCUGUUGGCUUGGAACUUAAUUUGCCCUCAUUCCAUCUCAAGAUAAUAAAUCAUCAAUUGCUGUGUUGCUUCUGUUGUGGUAACUAAGUGCUUAUUAAAACUGAGAAUUUCUUCACAUUCAGUUUAUUGAUGUUAAACAAUGCUGAAUUUCUUCUUCUGCCCAUUUCUUUCAGCUGCUGCUGUUAACUGAUAGGAAUUUUAGUUUCAUUUUGUUGUUUUAAUAUACUCUCAUUUAGCCUACUGAAAUAGCAGACAACAGCCAAGCUGCACUUUUCUGAAGUAAUGCUGAAAUAGCUCUUCUUACAUGAUCCUGCCCUCAUGUGUAUGAUGAAAAGGUCCUUGUGCUUUAGUAUACAUCACUCCAUGUCCUUCAGAGAUUCCUAUGCUCCAAAAACACUUCUACAUGUGCUGCACAUUCCCUCUUAACUUUCAACCUGAGGAAAUUUUCAGUACAGGUUCAAAGUUCAUCCAUUUUGAGACAUGCACCACUACAUUUAACAUUUUUUAGAUUUGUUUCCCUUUUUAGCUGUUUGAUUUUUUUUUCAAAGUGCCUUAGGUAUACAUCUUUGCUAAAGUAAAGAAAAAAUACCCCUUUCAAACUUGUGAUCUAUAGGGUUGAUGAUGUAAAGCUCAUCUGUUUCUGUUUGACAGCUAAUGAAAGUGUCAUGUCAUCAGCACAUUGACCACCUUUACUUUCCCUAAGCCUAAUUAAUGUCAGUUACCCAUUAGAGUUAGGUGGACUCACAGCUCUUCUUUAAAAUUCUGAAGCUGAAAAUCCCAGUCAUCAUCGAGAUUUGAACCUGAGUGCUUUACUACUCAGCAACCACACCCUUAUUCUUUGCUAAUGACCCUAUUGAAAUGGCAUUAUAAUGCUAAUAAUGAUCGAUAAGUCCAAGUUUCUUAUCUAUUUAUUAAAAGAAAGCACAAGAAAAACCAAA
Messenger RNA from Biomphalaria glabrata, 1937 nucleotides. RefSeq names its product SAYSvFN domain-containing protein 1-like. The transcript is spliced from 2 exons. NCBI's taxonomy places the organism in Eukaryota, Metazoa, Mollusca, Gastropoda, Planorbidae. The record is from RefSeq and is a predicted model, not a curated record. Bases 17 to 583 code for a protein of 188 amino acids.